Adelges cooleyi (spruce gall adelgid) is the source of this 4211-nucleotide messenger RNA. RefSeq names its product zinc finger RNA-binding protein 2 (gene Zn72D). Gene Ontology annotation, cellular component: precatalytic spliceosome. NCBI's taxonomy places the organism in Eukaryota, Metazoa, Arthropoda, Insecta, Hemiptera, Adelgidae. Gene Ontology annotation, molecular function: zinc ion binding; double-stranded RNA binding; single-stranded RNA binding. The transcript has 19 exons. Bases 412 to 3324 code for a protein of 970 amino acids. The record is from RefSeq and is a predicted model, not a curated record.
CUUUAUAGGUCUAUGAUUGAUUUCGACGAUCAUGAUUAUAGAUAAUAAACCUUGGUAAGAUUUUUACCACGUGACUAUGUUGGCAGACUUUUCGGAAAUUCGGUUGGUCACUCUUACGAGGGUUGACAGCGAGGCGCAAGCGCUCUCCGACGGCCGGCGAUGCCGGAACACUGACGCCAUUUUCCAUCGUUUGCCGACUGAUGGCUUACGACAAAAAUUUCGUUUCCGAAAAUCGACAUUUCACGUUUACAUGUUGAUAUAAAUUUAAUUUUUACCAUUUGGCGUUUAACCCGAUCGAAAUAUUCGCAUUGACCAAUUCUCUGACCGGACUUGGUGUGUUUUGCACUUUGAUUUGUUUCGUGUGAUGUGCUGAUCGCCAUCGUCGAAGCACGCGUAUCGAUUGCCGCACUAAUGGCUGCGAACAACUAUUUCGGUUUCACGCACAACGGCACCCAGUACGCUUCUGCCACUGGUUAUCAAGCUCCUCCUCAAGCAGGUUAUGCAGUCCCUCCUGCUACUUACACAACACCGCGUGCUGCUGCAACCGCAUAUGAUGUAGCAUCCUAUCAAACAGCUGCAGCUACGCAAUCUGCUUAUGCUAAAGCUGCUUAUAACAAUGCUGCCUAUGAUACCAGACAAAAUACGUAUGCACAACAACAAACCUAUCAAACUCAACCUCAGUAUGCUCCGUAUCAAGCUGUUACAUCAUACACUACCGGAGUAGUUGCCAAGAAACAAUGUCAAGCAAAUGCAGCUGCAUAUGCUACAAGUUCAGCUAUGCAACAAAAAGUCACAUAUCCGAUACAGCAACAGUCGGUUGCUUCGACGCCUAACCAAUCGGCUAACAAAGCAGCUUCUGCUCCUGGAUAUGAGGCUGCAGUAUAUUCAAAUACUAAUUUUCCGACUCAAAAUCAAAAUCAAGUACGCCCUAAUAACGCACAAAAAAGGCAAAACUGGUUCAAGAAAAACACUUCUGGUUUUGCUGGUGGUGCAAAAGGCGGAAAUAGGGUAAAUUUUGCAAACAGAUCUCAAGAAAUUCAUUACUGUGAAGUGUGUCGCAUUAGCUGUGCUGGAACUCAGACCUACAAAGAACAUCUUGAUGGUCAAAAACAUAAAAAGCGCGAAGCUAAUGCCAAAAUAUCUACCACCCCAAGUAAACCAUCUAAUAACCCUGCAACUAAAGUAUUCCAUUGUGAUCUCUGUGACGUUUCUUGCACUGGUGCUGAUUCAUAUGCAGCUCAUUUGAGAGGUUCUAAACAUCAAAAAGUUUAUAAUUUACAUACAAAACUUGGUAAACCAAUUCCUCCUCCGAAUAUUGACACAGCGGUUGUUUCCAAAACUUCGGCACCUAAAGUGAAUUUCAUUCCUGCUGGAAAAUUAGGGACAGUAGUUAAGAAUGAAAAUAAUGCAGUAACUCCUUCUACCCCUGUUAAAAUAGAGACCAAAACUGCCGCUCCAGCAAUAACUCCUACUGUCACUACUAAUGAAACUGACGUAAUAUUAGUUGGCAUGGAGUAUAUAGAAGAGAUUAAAGAUGAAGCCGGCAAAAUGGUGAGUUUCAACUGUAAACUCUGUGAAUGCAAGUUCAAUGAUCCAAAUGCAAAAGAAAUGCAUAUGAAAGGUAGAAGACAUAGAUUAUCUUACAAGAAAAAAGUUGAUCCUAGUUUAAUAGUCGAGCUAAAACCGAGUUGGUUUGAAGCUCGUAGAAUGCAAAAAGACAAGCAUGGUCAAGAGGGAAAUAGAGUGAGAGAUGAAAGAUCUAACUUUUGGGUUGACCGAUUUAUGGAGAUGGAUGAUAGAUAUUCAUGGGAUGAUCGAAGACGUUACCAAGAAGAAGUUGAAUACUACGAUUGGUGUAGAUCUGUUGGUCCGAGAGGAAUGGGUAUGGGUCCACCACCAUUAUUUGGACCUCCUGCAUUGAUGGGUGCUCGUCCACCACCGCCUCAUAUGAUGAAGUUUGGCCUUGGUGUAAGACCACCCCAGAUGCACAACUCCAUGCGUCGUUACGAUACUGUCGAUGAUAAGCAUAUUAUGGCCAAACAUUCCAGUCUUUUCCCCAAACAAACUUCUUUAAAAACAUUACAGAAAGCCGUUUCAGACACUGAAAAAGCAUUAAAACUCGUAGCUGAAGAUUUAAUGAACACUGUUCCAGAAAUCAAGGUGGAAGCACUAGUUACUGAACCUUCUGAAACAGCAAAAGAAUUGCAAACAAAGAAAACUCCUUCAAAGGAAGAUGGUCGUGAUGGAUCAAUGUUUACGUUCACUAACGAGAAAGAUGAUACUAAAGUUGUAAAAAUGAUGACUGGUUCCAUGCGUGUGGGUGCACUUUCAAAAGGAUUACUAUUAGUAAACGAAAACGAAGUUGAUAUAGUUAUAAUAUGUUCAACACCACCAACUUUAUCUAUGUUAAACUCUAUUGUUACUAUUUUACCAGAAAAGUUAAAGGUGGUUGCUAAAGACGAUAAUUAUGUAGUUAAUAAAUAUGAGGCAGAAGCCAGACUCGCAGUCGAAAUACUGCUGGAAGAGGAAAAAUUUGUCGUAAAUGUCGCCUUUACAUCACCAUCAGUAAGAGAAGCUAUUUUAAAUGCAGCUGAAGGAGAAAGCGAACAUACGGAACCAGUGGCCAUUGUGCCUGGCGAACACGUUUUGGACAAGACAAAAUGUUUGGAAGCAUUGGCUGCCAUCAGGCACGCCAAAUGGUUUCAGGCUAAAUUGGCUUCUAUACCUAACGGUCCAUUGAUCAUACGUAUUUUAAAAGAUUUUAUUAUGCGAGAACCUACGUGGCACCCAUUUACAUUAUGGAAGCUAGAAUUGUUUGUUGAGCGUGUUUUAACUAGUGCUUUUGCACCUAAUUCUCCAAAUUCUGCGGCUGGUUUGAGUCCGGCUGAAGGAUUAAAACGUUUCUUUGAAGCUAUUGCCAGUGGAGCUUUGUUACCUGGUGUGAUAGGAGUACAUCUGUUAGACCCAUGUGAAAAAGAUCCUGUUGACGCAUUAGCUUCACUAUCUGUGCAACAACGAGAAGAUAUCACUUUGUCAGCUCAGAAUAUGUUGCGUUUGAUUGCAUUCCGACAAGUGAACAAAGUACUUGGUAUGGAAUUGUUACCUAUUAAGCAGCAACGAAUGUCGACUCGUAAACGUCGCCGUGAAGGAUCUAUGGGAGAAGGAAACGAAACAGAAGAUGUAGGUGAAAAUAAGAAAAAAGAUAAGAAAGAAGAUGAUGCCACAAACUCAUCUGUUGUAGCAAGUAAUGAUGACAUUGCUGCUGAAGAUACAACCAACGGCGAGGUUGCAAAUAUGGAAACUGAAAAGGUUGAAGCUAAAUAGUAGUCUUGCUUGGAAAUGAACUAGUCUUGUAAAUCCGACAAUUCAAUUAUUUGUAAUGGUCGAAGAUUUUUAUUUUAUAUUUUGACUUGAUAAUAUUUCUCAGGAAUUCGAUUUGUCUUCUUUUUCUUAAUGUGACUAUUAAAUUGAUAAAAAUGUAUUGUCGAUUUUUUUUUUCACUUUUGCAUUUAUAAAUCUGAUGCGUAAAAAAAAAGAAUGCAGUUUUGUAUUGUAUUUCACUAUCAUUUAUUAAAUUUUGUUCUUAGUUUUUCAUUUUGUUAACUUUUGUUCUUUUUUUAUUUAUAGUACACUUGCAGUUGGUUGUUUAACCAAUAUAUAUAUAUAUAUAUAUUUAUAUAUAAAUUACUAUUUAAAAAAAAAAUGAACACGAGUUUGAUAUAUUUAUUUAUUUGAAUCUUAUAAGGGGAUAUAUAUAGAGAGAUAUUAAUUAUUAGAACCUUGAUUUUAUUAUUAUAAAAUUAUAUAAUAUUUGACAUCAAUAAAUUUGAUAAAGUGCAAUAUAACAUUUUUAUUUUAUUUUAGCAGCAAUUUUGUUGUCCGAUAACAUCAUUAAUUCUUUAUUCAACUUUAUUAUAUAUAAUAAUAAUUUAAUAUUUUUAAGUGACUAUGUAAACAUAGUGUUUACUGUUUUCCAUCAAAUGUUGUGUUAAAGGCCUGUUCACUUGUUUAAUAAAUAUGCAUUAUGUUCAACACUGAAAAUCUGUUCUCAUAAGAGUAAUAGAUAUUUGACCUAUAGUUAAGUACAAUGGGGAUGGUUCCUGGUUUAAAAUUUAAUAUAUGUGUAUUAUCUAAUUUUUUUUUUCAAUUUAAUUAGAUGAAUUGCUGCUCUUUAAAACCUUGUUGUUAAUAUAUGAUUAUUUUUAUUUUUA